Messenger RNA from Talpa occidentalis (Iberian mole), 944 nucleotides. RefSeq names its product aph-1 homolog B, gamma-secretase subunit (gene APH1B). NCBI's taxonomy places the organism in Eukaryota, Metazoa, Chordata, Mammalia, Eulipotyphla, Talpidae. Gene Ontology annotation, biological process: Notch signaling pathway; Notch receptor processing; positive regulation of catalytic activity. The record is from RefSeq and is a predicted model, not a curated record. Gene Ontology annotation, molecular function: protein-macromolecule adaptor activity. The transcript has 6 exons. Bases 80 to 853 code for a protein of 257 amino acids. Gene Ontology annotation, cellular component: endoplasmic reticulum; gamma-secretase complex; membrane.
CCGCCCGGCGGUUAGCUCUGCGGGCGCUGGGCGCACCUCACGUCGCGGCUUGGCCCCCAGGCCGGCUUCUCUUGUCACCAUGACGGCGACCGUGUUCUUCGGCUGCGCCUUUAUUGCCUUCGGGCCUGCGCUCGCCCUCUACGUCUUCACCAUUGCCACAGAACCGUUGCGCAUCAUCUUCCUCAUCAUCGGAGCUUUCUUUUGGUUGGUGUCUCUGCUGUUUUCCUCCUUUAUUUGGUUCCUGGCAGGAACCAUUACUGGCAACAAAGAUGAACCAACACCGAAGUAUCUGCUGAUCUUUGGAGUAUUAGUCUCAGUCUUUAUCCAAGAAUUGUUCCGGUUUGCCUAUUAUAGACUUUUAAAGAAAGCCAGUGAGGGUUUGAAGAGUAUAAACCCAGAUGAACCCGCACCCUCUAUGCGAUUACUGGCUUAUGUUUCUGGCUUGGGUUUUGGAAUCAUGAGUGGAGUAUUUUCCUUUGUAAAUACGCUGUCUAACUCCUUGGGACCAGGCACAGUGGGCAUCCAUGGAGACUCUCCCCAGUUUUUCCUGAAUUCAGCUCUCAUGACGCUGGUUAUCAUGUUGCUGCACCUGUUCUGGGGUGUUGUCUUUUUUGAUGGUUGUGAGAAGAAAAAGUGGUACGUCCUUCUUAUUGUUCUGCUGUCCCAUCUGCUGGUGUCAACUCUGACCCUCAUAAGUCCUUAUUAUGGAGUAAUUCUGGUGUCAGCAUAUAUCAUCAUGGUGCUCACGGGCAUCUGGGCAUUCUUUGUUGCUGGAGGCAGCUGCCGAAGCCUGAAACUCUGCCUGCUCUGCCAAGACAAGGACUUCCUUCUUUUCAGCCAGCGCUCCAGAUAACCUCCAAGAACCAGCCCCUCUCAAACAGUGAGCUGUGUCUUUAGAGGAAGCACAACUGUGCCUUUGUCUAAAAAUCCUUUUCCAUGUGGAA